AUGGCUUCUGAUUCCGAUUCUGAGUUGUCCGACGUCCCUUCUGACGUCGAGAAUGAUCUACAGUUAACCAAAAAAGAUGGAAUACUCAAAUUCUUUUCGAAGCAAUCUGCCGCGCCAAAGCAGGCCGAGUCUCCUCCACGAGCAAAGCGCGAGCCUUCCCCGCCACAUGAGUACGUUCUGGCAGACAAUCAAGAUAUUGCGUUCAUUGUGAUGUAUCGCAGCCGGUUCACAGAAGUAUUCCCAAAGUCGCUCAUCAACUUCGGCCCUCAAGAAUUAGAACGAGACGUGGUCGACCCUGUCCCUGGAGAGGGUGUAGAGCAUUUCCUUUGCGCAUUGCUUGGGCUGCUGCUCAACAGGAAGCAGGACGUCAAAGCUGGACACUACGGUCGCGCCCUCGAAGAUGCUAUUCAAUUACACAAGUCGCAAUGGCCCAAGGAAUGGGAGGCCAAGAAUCCAUUAUCGGGCGGUGUCACAUUUACCAGCAUGUCUCCCACGGAACGACUUACUCUUCUACGAGCUCUUAUCCUCUGGUCGCUCUCCUCCUCCGACGCCGUGAAGGCCUUGAUUGCAUCUUCCUACAAGCAGACCCGACGGGAAGACGACCUCAACCAACCACUUUCUGUACAGCCAUGGGGCUCGGAUAGUGACAAGAGACGUUACUACCUUAUCGAAGGCCUGGAUGAUACCCACUUUCGAGUGUACAGAGAGAGCAACUAUAUGGGGAUCAAGCGAACAUGGUGGAGCGUAGCAAGCGACAUAGACGAGCUGAAGGGUCUUGCAGAGAAGCUUAACAAGGAAGACGGAGGACAGAAGGCCAAGCUCUUGAGCACGAGGAUUACUGCUGCUAUACCUAGGUUUGAAGCUACGGAAGACAAACGCAAACGCCGUGAAUAUCGCCAGAUUCGAAAGCAUCAAUUCAAGCGUAAUGAUCUCGGUACCUCGCUAUACGAAGGAAGGACUAGGGGCAAGCGUGUUAGAUACAACUACUCUGACGAGGAUCCAGAGGGUAUCUACUCUGAUGCCACUGCCACUACUACUCGCCGAUCCACUCGUAACACUGGCACGCAUACACCAGUUGAGUCUGGACCAACCAUCACUCAAAGUGGUCGUCAAGUCAAGUCUCGUCAAGGUGGCGCUUAUGGUGAAACUAUGUUAAGUAGUGCGCAUCCCCCAGCUGGUAGCUAUGCUGGAACCAGUGAAGAACCAGAAAACGAGCUUGAAGCCGGUAGUCGACCUCGACGAGCGGCUGCGAAUCAUGGCACCAACGGCUAUCCAAAACCCAAAGGCGGUCGACAUAUCGAAGGUUAUAACGAUGUCGAUGAGAUGACGAGUGAUGAUGAGGGAGACGCAAGUGAGCAGGAUUAUGGUGAUGACGAAGAAGAAGAUGAGCAAGUCUCUUUGGCCAGCGACGGCGAUGAUCAAGACGACCGUUCUGAAGAAGAUGAGGAGAUGGAGGAUGCCGAGCCGAAGAAGUUGAUUGUCAAGCUCAUGGUGAAGACUCCAACUCCCGAGAAAAAGACCAUCAUCAAGCUUCGAGUCUCACCCGAGAAGGACAGAGAUCCGAAUGCUAAAGGGCUCUUCUUGAACACCAACACUAAGGAGAAUGUUCAACCCGCUUCUUCUGGUGAAAGUUCCGAGCCUGCCUCAAAGAUGACCGGCAUGGCACCAAAUUCACCUCAGCCAGUCAAGUCACCACUUGCUUUCCGUGGCAGCCCCGAGAAACCUACUACUUUCAUGCCAGCCAUCGAUGUUGGUUACAGGGGUUCAUGA
Molecule: messenger RNA, 1770 nt
Organism: Mollisia scopiformis
Lineage: Eukaryota; Fungi; Ascomycota; Leotiomycetes; Helotiales; Mollisiaceae
Exons: 5
Coding region: 1-1770 (589 amino acids)
Source: RefSeq, a predicted model, not a curated record